Molecule: messenger RNA, 3505 nt
Organism: Tripterygium wilfordii
Lineage: Eukaryota; Viridiplantae; Streptophyta; Magnoliopsida; Celastrales; Celastraceae
Product: protein BREAST CANCER SUSCEPTIBILITY 2 homolog B-like
Exons: 19
Coding region: 105-3479 (1124 amino acids)
Biological process (GO): regulation of DNA-templated transcription; double-strand break repair via homologous recombination
Source: RefSeq, a predicted model, not a curated record
CUCUCGGUAAACACAGUCACACAAACAAACAAAAAGUUCAUUGGCUUCAAAAUGAACCCUAAAAGAAGGUAUCACAAAUAAAACGGACCAGUCGUCGCCGGUAAAUGUCUACGUGGCAGAUAUUCUCAGACGCCGGCAAAAAUUACCGGUGGGAACCGACGGGUCGGGUUGUCCCUUCCAAACCCCAAGAUGAUCAGAAUGGAGCUCAGGUUCAACCACACGAUUCUAGCUGCCGAUUUCCUUCGAUGGUCGAUCUAUUACUUCAAGGAUGUUCGAAGCUUCUAGAGGACGCUGACGAAGGUAAUGCUGGAAAUUCUCCGAUUUUUAGAAGCGGGUUAGGGAAAUCUGUUGUAUUAAAGCAAUCUUCAAUAGCAAAAGCUUUAUCUGUUCUUCGCGAUGACGAUAAUGAUUUUGGUGCCAUCAACAAAGGGGCAGAGGAUGCUGGAGAAAAUCUAUGUGAUUUGCCAAAUUCACUUUUCCAUACCGGAUCUGGGAGAACAGUUAAUAUAUCAUCUGCUGGUCUAUUUAGAGCCAAGAAAUUGUUGGGUUUGGAAGAGGGAGAUCUUCAGGACAAGUAUGAAGGCUUUGAACAUGUGAGAACGCCAUCUAUCAACAAUAAACCCUAUGGUUGGCAGAAUUUUUUGCAUUUAGAGACAAGCAAAGACACAAAUACUAUAUGGAUUGACUCUAAAUCAGUUUCAGGGGCUUCACUAAAUUCUACAGCUGGUUUCAUGAGACGUUUAUCGGAGAAUGAGUUCGAUGUGAAUUUCAUGCAAUCUAACACAAAUGAUAAAUCAACCAAACCGCCUCCAAUCAAGUUCCAGACUGCAGGGGGAAGAUCCUUAUCUGUUUCGAAUGAUGCAUUGCAACGGGCAAGGAGUCUUCUGGGUGAUCUAGAAGUAGGGAUUCUCUCAAACGAGGGGGAUCCAAAUGAUCCCAGCCUUCUAUUUAAUGAAAGGAAAACAUUUGAUGGUACUUCGUCAAACAAGGAAAACGAGUUUUGCACUCCAUUUAAUCUUCUGGGAACUGCAAGAGGCAAACAUAUCCCUGGAGUUUUUACCUCCCCUCUUCGAUCAUCUUCUAAGCAAGGAAGGUCACUAGUUGAUUCCAGAAAUGUAAUUUCCAGAAGUAACUUGAUCAAGAAAUUUGAUGAAGCUGACCAUAGCUUUUGUGAAUUGGAUAGUAAUGCAUCUACUGUACAGCAGCCUUUAAGCAACACGAAUUGCGCACCUAAUACACCGAUAAAUGAUUCUAGGGAAAGUUGUAAUGGUUCUAAGAUUAAUCAAGGAGGAAGUUUAUCAGGCCGUCCGUUGGUUGAUAUUUCAAAUAGAAUUGACACUGCUCAUACUAGAAGUGAAAAGAAGAGAUUUGGGAACAGAAGUUCCAUAUCUCCUUUCAAGAGGCCUCGUAGUUCCAAAUUCUGCACUCCUUUGAAAAAGGAUGCCCUCUAUGUUUCAAAUGGCUUAUCUACCUUAUCGUCUGAAAAUUCUUGUCGAAAAAGAGUGGUUUCUACUAAAUAUCCAUUUCAGGCUCCAAGAAAGUCUAUCAAAGAAUAUCUGGGGGUGCCUCAGUUAAAUCAGAGUAUGUUGGAGCACUUGCCAGAGAAAGUAAGAUGGAUCAAAGCAAAUAAUUCCAGUGAGUACUUGUUCUUUGAUGAAUCUGGGAUAAAUUGUAUUGGAGCUGAAGCUUUUCUCCACAUGCUGGCCCAGGCUGGAGCUUCCAUGCAACAUGUUUCUAAAGAGUGGGUUGCGAAUCACUACAAAUGGAUAGUCUGGAAACUUGCAUGUUAUGAGAGAUACUGUCCAGAUAAUUCAGCUGUAAAAUUUUUGAGUGUCUCCAAUGUUCUUGAGGAGUUGAAGUAUAGAUAUGAAAGAGAAGUAAAUUACGGGCAUCGCUCUGCAAUUAAGAGAAUUUUGGAUGGGGAUGCAUUGCCUUCAUCAAUGAUGGUGCUAUGCAUUUCAGCUAUUUAUGCAAAUAAUGAGCAUACAAUUGAGGCUCAUCCGAUGGCAUUAAAUGUGGCUGAAAACAUUAAUGUUGCAAAAGUGGAACUAACUGAUGGAUGGUAUUCGGUAGAUGCUCUUUUGGACGUGCCCCUGUCAAAGCAGCUUGCCUUUAGAAAACUCUCUGUGGGGCAGAAACUUCGGCUUUGGGGAGCAGGAUUAUGUGGCUGGGCUGGGCCUGUUUCACCUCUCGAGGCAUCAAAGACGGCUAAUUUAUCAUUGCAUAUAAAUGGGACAUAUAGAGCUCAUUGGGCUGCUCGGUUGGGAUUUUGUAAGUGUGUUGCUGCUCCUCUGGCUUUUAGGUGCAUCAAGAGUAAUGGGGGUCCUGUCCCUUGCACUUUAGUUGGAGUCACACGAAUAUACCCAGUUCUCUUCAAGGAGAAGUUAAGCAAUGGUGGAUCUAUUGUUAGGUCAGAGAACAUGGAGACUAAGAUGGUGCAACUGAACAAUCAGAGGCGCUCUACUGUCGUGGAAGGCAUUCUUUCUGAGUUUCAAAGAGAGACUCAAAGUUCUCAUAUCAAUAACAAUAGUGAUGGCGAAGAAGGAGCAAGAAUUUUUAAAAUGCUCGAGGCAGCGGCUGAACCAGAACUUUUAAUGGCAGAGAUGAGCUCAGAAAAACUUAGUUUGCUUGCCUCUUAUCAAGCAAAGUUAGAGGUGACCAGACAAUCGGACCUUGAGAAAUCAAUCAAGAAAGCCUUGGAAGAUGCUGGCUUAGGUGAGAGAGAGGUAACCCCAUUUGUGAGGGUUAGGGUUGUAGGAGUAACUAGUAGAACAUAUCAGGGAAAGAGCAGCCCUAAGGAGGGCUUAAUAACAAUCUGGAAUCCGACAGAGAAGCAGCUAAAGGAUCUGGUUGAGGGGCAGGCAUAUGUUAUUGCAGGACUUGCUCCUGUGCACUCUGAAUCUGAUGUACUCUAUCUGCAAGGAAGGGGAUCUACUACAACAUGGCAGCUUUUAUCUGCUUUGGGAUCUCAGCAAUUUGAGCCUUUCUUCAAUCCUCGCAAAUCAGUGUUGCUGUCAAAUUUGGGUGAAGUUCCUUUUUCCAGUGAAUUUGAUAUUGCUGCACUAAUUGUGCAUGUCGGUGAGGUUUAUAUGACCGCCAAUCAGAAGAAACAGUGGGUAUUUGUGACCGAUGCUUCAAUUUCUGAGAUACUAUCAGAAGAAAUAUUGAAUUCUUUACUAGCCAUUUGCUUCUGCUCACCAUACGUAGAAGAGGAUUCAGUUGCCCCCAUUAACUCUAACCUUGUGGGAACCACAGUUGGUUUCUACAAUCUCAUCAAGAGGGCUAAAGACCAGAGAAAUAAUCUUUGGGUAGCUGAAGCAACAGAGAAUUCAACUUAUUCUUUCAAUUUUGAGACGCCAAUUCACAGUCACCUCAAAAUUGCUGCUGCCUCUGCUCAGAAAUGGGCUAAGAUCUCCCACUUUAUUAUUAAUAAGCUUAAGGAGAAGGUUAUAUCUAUUAUUGGCGACGGUAAUGGUUAGACACUUGAGCAGAUGAUCUGAACAUA